ACUCCAGCACCAUCUUUAGUAUGGGCGCGCUCCGUCCCCAGCGCUGAGGUGAAGCCCCUCAGGAGCCAUAUUUGCUGAGGUCAACCCCAAAUAAAUCCCAAAUCAGCACCUUCACCAACCCCACACUCAACCUCAGCCCCCCCCCAAAGCCGCGUUCACCCCACGGCAGCGCUUCACCCCGCUCAGGGCCCGCUCCUCCCCGCGGGUCAGCUGACUGUCUCCGCUCACUUCCAUCAUGGCCGCCCUGCUGCCGGCCGGCCCGGGGGGGAGAGGAGGCGAACGGGAGGCGUUGAUCCUUCUCCUGUUGUGCUUCGCAGCCGUGGAUGGAGCGGAGAGCUCGGAACCGCCGCCCAAGUGCGAGGAGCUGCGGCUGGGGCAAUAUAUGUGUGAUGAGCCUAAAAUAGACAAUAGCACACAGGAACCAAUGAAUUGCACAAAUCACACGGCAUAUGUUCAAUGCCUGCCAGCACCAAAUAUUACUUGCAGAGAUUACCUUGGCAUAGAGAAAGUCUUUACUGGACAGGAAGUUGGAUUUUACAAGCCUAUUGCAUGUCGUAAUGUUAAUGGAUACUCUUACAAAGUGGCAGUGGCUCUGUCCUUAUUUCUUGGAUGGCUGGGAGCAGAUAGAUUUUAUCUAGGCUAUCCUGCCUUAGGCUUGUUAAAGUUCUGCACUGUAGGAUUUUGUGGAAUUGGCAGCUUAAUUGAUUUCAUACUUAUUUCAAUGCAGAUUGUUGGACCUUCUGAUGGCUCUAGUUACAUUAUAGAUUAUUACGGAGCGAGGCUCACACGGCUCACUAUUACCAACACAACGUUCAGGAAAAUGCAGACCUACCCUUAACCCUGGCAGUAAGUGUCACAUACGCAGAAGCGCGCCUUAGUUUUACAGAUGGAUGCAGUCGUCCACUGGAAUAGCUGAUGACUUAUUAAUGACACUUCGUCAGAACUGAUUAGACACACGUUGAACAAAGAUGAUAAAAUAUGAAAAUUCAUCAAGUGAAUGAGUUUACCACAAAGGAGCCAAAGGUUUCCUUGCUCUGUUUCUGCGAGCACGUAGCUUGUGGUGAGGUUGUGCCAUCGUGAAAUAUGCAGACUUUUGCAAUUUGCACCAAUGUUAUUCUGCAUCUCAGUGUAAGUUAAGGGGUCAUAGGGAGGGAAGGAGGCUGUUCUGAAGAGCAGCAUUGGUCUUUAGCCCACUGAAACCAAUGAGAGUUUUAGCACGGAUGGGCCAGGAAUGCACUUGGGUCUGUUUUCAGAGCUGCAUGUAUCACAGUUUGGAAAUGAACCCAAACCCACAGAAAUGACCUUUCUUUCUAUCCUGUUAAGUAAAGUCCAAGUGUCCCAAAAACUUGCGCUGGCACAACAUGUGAAAUCCUUUUAACUGAAACAAUUACUUCUGUAAUGUUUGAAGAUAAACUUGAGGCAAGCUGUACAGUUUGAUCAGCGCUAAUCAACAGUAGGGACGUGUCUACUUAAAAAACAGUACCCUGGGUGACAAAAUAGAAGGGUGACCAUUGGGGUGCUCUGAGGUUAGAAUACAAUGUAGCUGUUCUGCUUAUUCUAAUUUUUUUUUAAAUUAUUAUUAUUAUUUCUUUUCUAUUAUUUUCCCACCCUCCCUUGCAACCACCCAUAGUAAAAUACACACUUCCUUUUUUUCUGGAAAGAAAUGUAUGCAUCUGUUUUACAGAUACAGAAUGUCCAAAAGGUGAAUUCUUUGUUUGAAUAAAUCCCUUAGAAGGUUCUUCCUUUUAAUCAGUUGUGUUUCUGUGAAAUAAAUCCUGUGUCCUUCAAAGCAUUUUGACCAAAUUCUUUAGGAUAGCCAAGAUUUACGUGGAUGUUUCUUCAAAGAAAAGUAUAUACACAGAGACAGAAAACGUGUCAACAGAAUCUUGAUACUAUUUGACCAAUUUUAAACAUUCCCUUCACCUUUUUAUGAAAACCAGCAGUAACUGAAUGACAAAUCCACACUAUAUAAAAAGCAUAGAUUUUCUUCAAUACUCUGGGCUAUUCUUUUGCUUUUCAGAUGAAACUUUCAAAACGUUAUUAGUGUCUGCAACCACUACUUUACAAAAAUGAGAUGCUGGAAUUGAUUUCUAAGUGCACAGUUGUUAGUCUCUUUUAAAAUCACAUUAAGACUUGGUGCACAGGAAGCUUUGUAAAAUAAAAAUCCUGUUUUGCUUUCCAAAUCAGUGAAACCCAACACACAUGACCUAAUGGGAAUCAACCACAUGCAACACUUUGUACUUAACACUAAUUCUUCCCUUCACAUGAAAAGACAUCAUUUUGGAAUACUUGGUAACAUACUCUACUUGUGGGUUCAGAGAGAGAAAAAUACUCCAUUAGCUUCAUUCACUUGCCUGAUAUUUGUUGCGUCUCCCUUUUGUCUUUCACCAAGUUCUCUUUAUGCAUGUCAGUUUUGGUUUCUGAAAUGAGCACUUUCAAAACCAGACAGGAAGUGGAUGGAAAAUAAAUGCUUGAAUCAAAUAAAAUCCCAUGGCUCAUA
Messenger RNA from Coturnix japonica (Japanese quail), 2500 nucleotides. The record is from RefSeq and is a predicted model, not a curated record. NCBI's taxonomy places the organism in Eukaryota, Metazoa, Chordata, Aves, Galliformes, Phasianidae.